AUGACUCGAGAGCAUCUUCAGAUUCAAGAGUGUCUUCAGGUUGACGAAAAGGUCCUAGGCCUUUCUCCCGAAACUCUUUCUCAAAAUUCUUCCUCAACUGAGACUCUAAGCGAGAUUCGAGUGCCCCUUGGCCUCGAGGCUCUCGAACCUUCAUUCUCUCUUUCUCAUCAUCUUCGCUCUAUCGGAGUUGACGCUUUAAAAACAGGAGAUGAGGUGGACAAAUUCCUGUCACCAUUCAAUUGGUCAGGUCGGAAGAAGACCAUCACUCUACUGGGACCCUUCAUGGCAUCGACCCUCGCGGCAUACGCAGCUGGAGCCUACGCACUGGCUUCAGAGCCACUUCGCGGAAAAUGGGACAUCAGCGACACCCUCUUCAAUAUUGGAAUUUCUCUUUUCGUUGUCGGCUUUGCCUUUACUCCCAUGAUUCUCGCCCCCACCAGCGAAACGCACGGCCGAUACUGGACCUUUGUUGGCUCUGGCGUCGUCUUCUUCUUGGGAACUUUGGGGUGCGCCGUGACGGAAAGCUACGCCGGCAUGAUUAUCUCUCGUCUUAUCACGGGUAACGGAGCCGCAGUUUUUGCUACUCUCACCGGUGGUGUUGUGAGUGAUCUCUAUCGCAAGGAGGACCGCAACACGCCAAUGGCAUUAUACUCCAUGACGAUCAUGGUCGGUGCUGGUCUCGGACCAUUGGUCAGCGGCAGUGUUGUGGAGCUUCUCGGCUGGCGAUGGAUAUUCUUCAUUCAAGUCAUCGCCAUUGGCAUAACAACGACAACGUUAUUCCUCUUGUUUGAAGAAACAAGAAGCAACGUCCUUUUGCGCCGAAAGUGCUUCGUCCUGAAUGCGAUCCCUAUAAAGACAUCAGCAGGAAAGCUAAUCAGCUUUGCGCCUGCAAUGGAAGAACGUCUCAAUAUUGAGGUCAGCAUUAUCUGGCGAAGCUUUGCUUUCCCACUGCGGCUUCUUUCAAAGGAGCCUAUUGUGUCUUGUAUGUCUCUAUGGGUCUCUUUUGCUUGGGCGAUCAUGUACAUGCAAUUCAGCAGUAUUGGACUGGUGUUCCGCCGCGUGUAUGGCUUUGACAACGCCGAGGUCGGUGCGGUCUAUACUUCUACUAUUGUGGGCUCAAUCGUUGGCAUCGGCAUCUCCUUAUUGCAGGAACCGAUCAUAAAACUAGUGAUGCCUCACAAGAAGCCGUUGUCUACACCGGAACAACGUCUUCUAUCGCCUUGCAUACAGUCGAUCCUCUUACCGAUUGGCCUUGUUUGGUUCUUCAUGACAGCCAGACCAGGUAUUUCGUGGAUAUCUCCAUGCAUUGCUCUUGGAGCGUGUUCAAUGGGUAUCUUCAGCAUCUAUCUUGCCGUCUUUAACUAUCUCGCUGACACGUAUCAUGGGUAUGCCUCGUCGGCACUGGCAGCCCAGAGUCUGUGUCGAAAUAUCUUGGGCGGAGUAUUUCCACUUGUCACGGCUAGUAUGACGGACAGUUUGACGCUACAAGGUACAGGUGGCUUGCUUGGUGGAGUUGGAUUGUUGUUGACUGGUAUUCCAUGGCUGUUGUACUCUUAUGGUCACAGAAUUAGAGCUCGCAGUCCUUUCGCAAAGGGCAUGGAGUGA
This is a messenger RNA of Fusarium tjaetaba, 1605 nucleotides long. Its product is annotated as drug proton antiporter YHK8. NCBI's taxonomy places the organism in Eukaryota, Fungi, Ascomycota, Sordariomycetes, Hypocreales, Nectriaceae. The record is from RefSeq and is a predicted model, not a curated record. Gene Ontology annotation, biological process: transmembrane transport. Gene Ontology annotation, molecular function: transmembrane transporter activity. Bases 1 to 1605 code for a protein of 534 amino acids. The transcript has a single exon.